Molecule: messenger RNA, 1044 nt
Organism: Aspergillus calidoustus
Lineage: Eukaryota; Fungi; Ascomycota; Eurotiomycetes; Eurotiales; Aspergillaceae
Source: the annotation of a GenBank genome assembly
AUGUUAGAUAUAAUGGGAGCUUUAACCCUUGAAAACGCUCGUGCGGCGUUCUCAGCGCUCGCUACAUGGCGAACCCUUGCGCUCAUCCUCGCAGUCCUCAACCUGAAGAACCUCCCGUUCGUAUGGCACGUCCGCCUAUUCCGCCACUUCCUCAUCAACAUCCGCUGGCGCCCAAACGCCCCCUUCUUCCCCAAGAACAAAGCCUUGACAACCGCAACUGGCAAACCAACACACCCAAUCUUCGUCCCCAUGUCCAUAAAAACCCGCACCCCGCUCCUCGAAACAGACUACAACCUCCACAAGUCCAACAGCACCUACUUCAGCGACCUCGACGUCUCGCGCACAGCGCUCGUAACGCGCAUCUACAGCCCCGGCGUCGGCCUCUUGAGCAAGGAACUCGACGCCGAAUUCGCCGCCACCGCGCGCGAUGCGGGGAAACCCGUCCCGCCGCGGAAAUCAAUCUACAUUGCGCUGGGGUCCGUGUUUUGUAGCUUCAAGCGCGAGAUCAAGCCGUAUGCUCUGUACGAGGUUGAGUCGCGCGUGCUGGCGUGGGACCAAAAGUGGAUGUAUAUUUUGAGUUUCUUCUUUGCGCCGCCGGCGAAGAAAGGCGGGAAGAGGGUGCUCUAUGCGACGGCUGUGAGUAAGUAUGUUGUUAAGAAGGGGCGGUUGACGAUUGCGCCGGAGAGGGUGUUGAGGAAGAGUGGGUUCCUGCCGGAAAGGCCUGAGGGUGCUGCUGAGCCUGCUGUUUCUGCUUCUGCUACCGGCCUGGAAUCGGAGGAUGCCUCGGGGACGGGGACGCCGGCGGGCAUUACGGCGACGGCGAGUGGUGUGGACGGGUCGCUUGUGCGCGAGGUGCUUAAGUUGCAGGAUGGGGAUAUUCCCGAGGGUAGCAAGUUGAGAGCCGAUAAGAGGGUCAACGAGGCUUCCUGGGAUGGAGAGGAGUGGGGUUGGGAGCGGGUUGAGGCGGAGAGGGUAAGGGGAAUGGGAGUCCUAGAGGGGUUCUUCGAUCUUGAUUCGAAGCUGUUUGAGGAGUGGGAGGCGUAA